CGUGUUCGCUUGGCUCUCUUAGUGCUUCUCGUCUUUUCAUCAUGGCUCCCCUUGCAGAUAUUCUACUACAAUUCGUACCCACGACAUCUUUUGUUCCAAUCUACCUCAAGUCGUAUAUUCCUGGUCAGACUCCCCUCUCCACAUGGCCCGUCGUUACUACCGCUCUUGCCUCCUACCUUGCAAUAAUCUUCGGUAUCCGAGAGGUUAUGAAAGACCGCGCUCCUCAGAGACUCAACACUCUUUUCCGGAUUCAUAACGCAUUCUUGAGUCUGGGCAGUGCCCUCUUGCUUGCGCUCAUGAUAGAAGAAGUAGCUUCCGUCUGGCUCAAAGUUGGCACCUACGCCGCGAUGUGCGCCGACGAAUCCUGGACCCCGAGGCUGGAGUUCUACUACAUGAUCAAUUACUACUUCAAGUACAUCGAGCUCCUUGACACGGUCUUCCUCGCUCUGAAAAAGAAACCCCUUCCUUUCCUUCAUGUCUUCCAUCACUCUGCCACCGCCUUGCUCUGCUUUACCCAACUUAAUGGCAAGACUAGCGUGUCUUGGGUUGUCAUCUCUCUGAACUUGACUGUCCACGUUAUCAUGUACUACUAUUACUACGCGACCGCUGGAGGUGCGAAAAUAUGGUGGAAGAAGUACCUCACCACCAUGCAAAUCGUUCAGUUUGUCAUCGACCUUUUCGUUGUGUACUUUGGAACUUACCAGCACUAUGCUAAUGCCUACUGGAAACACCUUCCUCAUGUCGCCAACUGCGCUGGCACUGAAUCUGCCGCUUUGUUUGGCUGUGGUCUCUUGUCGAGCUACUUGCUCUUGUUCAUCAACUUUUACAUUCAAACAUACAAGAAGCCUACCAAAGCCAAGUCUGGUGCGAACGGCAUUUCCAAGGGAAAUGGGGUGGCAAAUGGCAAGAGCCAUUAAGUAUUAGAUGAGGGUCGGCUAUUUUACUCUGGGGUUCAAUAGUUUUGGCUUGGAUUAUCAUACUAUAUAUACCCGUUACAGGUUUGCUAAUGCCUAGAUGAAUUUCCCACCUUUGUUUCUGCUCUCGUAGAAGCAUCUUGUUCCAUGUGUGUCGUUGCAAAGAUCUGUCUACAUAGCAUCAAUAAUCAUACCCAA
Coniophora puteana RWD-64-598 SS2 is the source of this 1112-nucleotide messenger RNA. Its product is annotated as GNS1/SUR4 membrane protein. The transcript is spliced from 8 exons. Gene Ontology annotation, molecular function: fatty acid elongase activity. Lineage: Eukaryota; Fungi; Basidiomycota; Agaricomycetes; Boletales; Coniophoraceae. The record is from RefSeq and is a predicted model, not a curated record. Bases 42 to 917 code for a protein of 291 amino acids. Gene Ontology annotation, biological process: fatty acid elongation, polyunsaturated fatty acid; sphingolipid biosynthetic process; very long-chain fatty acid biosynthetic process. Gene Ontology annotation, cellular component: endoplasmic reticulum membrane.